AUGCGAACUCCGGACCCAACAGUUCCGUCCGCCAGAGUAAUCCUUGAGGAUCAGAGCGUAUCGCCCUCAUGCCUAUGUUCAUACCAUCUCUACCCGGGCCAGUUGCUACGUUUUGGCAGAGAACCAGACGCCAAUGAUGUUGCCAUCGUGCAUGGCGCUGUCUCAAGAAAACACCUUGAAUUCUAUGUCAUCACUUUCGACGAUGGUCCAGAUCAUCGACCAAUGGUCUAUGUCAGGGAUAGGCAGUCGACGAACGGAACGUUUGUAAAUGGCCAUCUUAUCGGCCAAGGGGCGCUCAAGACUCCUGGGAGACUGCUUUCUAAUCAUGAUUCCGUAACGAUCGAGCCAUAUUGGAGGUUCACGAUAGACCAAGAUGUGGGCACCACCGUCAGAACUUCUGUAUCUCCCUUGCGGCCGGCAGAUGCAAAGACUAUCAAGCGCUUCAAAAUCACAGGUCGAAGUCUUGGGAGCGGAGCUUAUGCCACAGUCUUUCUUGCCGAAGACAGAAAAACACAUCAGCAGCUCAUGUGCAAAGUCCACCAGUUGGACAGGCUUUCAGGCAAUUAUAUCCUACGUGCCGAGCGAGAAGCUGUCAUCCUCAGUCAGCUGGAUCAUCCCAACAUCAUGGCUUUCAAGCAGGCCUUUCGGUCGAGUUCAGUUUUUCUUCUCUUCGCUGAGCUUGCCACAGGUGGUGAUCUCUACUCACUUUUGAUGACUCACGGCUGUUUUUCUGAACUUGAGGCCAAAUGGAUAGUUCGACAGAUUGUUUUGGCCGUGUAUUAUAUGCACACCAAGGGCAUAGUCCACCGUGAUCUCAAGCUUGAGAACAUACUAUGUGCAGUUUGUCCAUCAUCGACAGAUAGGUUCGUAACUCCGGUGCAAGAAUACUUCAACAAUGAUGUCAAGGGCGUCUUCAAUCGCAAGUCGGUACAGCCCGACACCAAGCGCCAGCUUCUCCUAGACAGCUGCGAGCAUGGAUUUGGGGUGGACCUCUGGGCUAUCGGAGUCGUGACACUGAAAUUGAUCACGGGGGAAGAGUGCAGCAUUGAAGACAUGGCAGCUGCGUCUAGCAUAGAGCAAUGGUUGGACAGAAAAUUCAGCACCAAUUGCAGAGGCUUCAGCUUCUCGCAAGCCGGGAGGCAUUUUAUCAGUCGUUGCCUCACCCUGGAAGCCAGUGACCGCAUCACAGCAGCCCAGGCCUUGCAUCACGAGUGGUUCUCAGCUCCCGAAAGUGACCAUGCUGUACUCAUGAAAAAGGAAGAGGAAACAAGAGCUCAUUGGGCGCCGCGGGAGGUUGUUUUGCCAAUCAUCCAAGAGCUCCCAUCAAUAUCCGCGCCAGAUGCACAGGAAGUAGCGCGAGUGCAUACAAAGUCUGCUUACUUCUUACGAAUUGCCGAGCAAGCUUUACAACCACAGCCUAGAAGCGUCAAGAGGCCGCUCGAUACACCCAGUGAUAUUGUACCGUGCAAGCUGUUUAAGUGCGAAAGCUCCCGAGUUAAUACGGAAACGUGA
Molecule: messenger RNA, 1512 nt
Organism: Pyricularia pennisetigena
Lineage: Eukaryota; Fungi; Ascomycota; Sordariomycetes; Magnaporthales; Pyriculariaceae
Exons: 8
Coding region: 1-1512 (503 amino acids)
Biological process (GO): protein phosphorylation
Molecular function (GO): ATP binding; protein kinase activity; protein binding
Source: RefSeq, a predicted model, not a curated record